AUGAAUGAGAAUAUCCCAAGAGAUUGCAAGAAAACUGAAGCUUCUCAAAUCCAAGAUGGAACGACGAGGCUUGACGGAAACGCUCGCUUGUCGUCUUCACAGGAAGAAAAAAGACAUGAUGAUAUUAUUAAUUCAAAUGUCUUUUUUGAUGACCAUCCCAUGAAAAGAACGCAAAAUGAUAAACAUGUUAACUUCGAAAACGACACAGCACAGCUUGACACAAUAUCUGCCGAUAGAAACCAAACUAUAGACACUCAAGUUAAAGAAACUGAUUUCGUCCUUGAUUCUGAUAAUCAAACGAAUCGAAAUAUUCGACAGGGAGAUCAAGAAAUUGAUAUGAAAAAGGAAAUUAAUUCAACUGUUCGAACUGAUACAGAUGUCCCUAUUAUAUACAGUAACAAAGCAGCAACAACGGCUAUCCUCGACGAAACUUGUUGCUCUAUUUCUGUAAUAUCUAGUGACAGAGAGAGUGAAAUAGAAAUUACUUCUAAUUUAUCUCUUGACGACUGCGCAAUAGAAGACAUCCAGACGAGCAAUACCCUAAAUCAGAAUGGCAAAUUUUAUUUUUUCCAUAUCUUUUCGUUUUCUCUUUUUUUCUUUCUCUUUUUUAUUCUACUUUUCUUCUUUUUUCUUAUGCUAUUUUCCUUUCAGUUUUUCUUUUUUUUCCUUUGUUUUCUUUAUUCCUCUUGA
Acanthosepion pharaonis is the source of this 690-nucleotide messenger RNA. Lineage: Eukaryota; Metazoa; Mollusca; Cephalopoda; Sepiida; Sepiidae. The record is from the annotation of a GenBank genome assembly.